Messenger RNA from Calliphora vicina (urban bluebottle blowfly), 579 nucleotides. RefSeq names its product lectin subunit alpha-like. NCBI's taxonomy places the organism in Eukaryota, Metazoa, Arthropoda, Insecta, Diptera, Calliphoridae. Gene Ontology annotation, molecular function: signaling receptor activity. The transcript is spliced from 3 exons. Bases 1 to 510 code for a protein of 169 amino acids. The record is from RefSeq and is a predicted model, not a curated record.
AUGAAGCAACAACUUCUGAUAAUCACCAUUUUAGCCAGUUGCGCUUUGGUGAAUUGCAACGAGUAUCGUAUAUUCAAAUCAGCUGAAGAUAAUCAAUAUUUCAUAUUGCCGGAUCAAAAUUUCACUUGGCAAGAGUCCUUGGAAGAAUGUGAGAGCAGAAAUAUGGAAUUAUUGACAAUUGAAAGUAAAGAAAAAGCCUUAGAAAUCAGGAAAUUGCUGGAGAGAGUUUUUUCAGGCCAACCUUUACCGCGUUUCUAUUUGGGUGCUAAUGAUUUUGACAAGUUCCGUCAAUUUACUUGGAUUUCUACCCAGAUCAGCGGGCCCUUCACUUACACAAAUUGGGAAAAGUCUGAGCCAAAUAAUUAUAAGAAAGAGAAUGAACGUUGUGUUCAUAUUGGUUACCAUGGCACCGAUGAAUGGAACGAUAUCAAUUGUAAAGUCAAAAACGGUUUCAUAUGCCAAGAAAAAUGGGAAUGGCAAGAUUGCAAAGAGGCAGAUACUAAACAUUAAUAAUCAUUUUUAACAAUUAUAUACUAGAUUAAGGUUUGAGAAGAAUACAUUUUAAAAUUUUAUUAAGAA